UAAGUCAGCGGCUGAUCGCAUCACAACAAAGAUGGCUGCAGAGGAGAUGGAACCCACAACCUCCUAGAGCAGGAGCCCACCUCAAACUAAUCCAACGUUAAACAACGAAACGAACCCUAGCGGGUAUUGGUAGGGAGACUAGAGGAGCUAGCGGAGGAGAUCGAGGAGGUGUUGGGAGGAGAUCAAGAAGAACGAGGAGGAGCAGGGAGGAAAUCGAGGUCAAGGAGGUGUUGUGAGGAGAUCGAGGAGGUGCUGGACAGCAGAUCGAGGAAGUGGUACUGGGAGGAGACCGAGGGGCAGAUGGAGGCGGCCGGAGCGUCCGAGGAGCGGAGGAGGAGUGUUUGUAUCCUGGGCUCGGAGCUGGUGGAGAACUACACUGUGUACGUCAUCCAGGUGACCGACGGGGCGCACCGGUGGACCGUCAAACACCGCUACAGCGACUUCCACGAGCUGCACGAGAAGCUGAGUGCUGAUUGGCAGGUGGACAAGCAGCUCCUCCCCCCUAAGAAGAUGCUGGGGAAGAACUCUCCGGGCCUGGUGGAGAGGAGGAGGAGGGAGCUGGAGGUCUACCUGCAGACGCUCUUCCUGCGCCUCCUCAGCUCCGCCACGCCCCCCCCCCUCGCCUCCUUCCUGCACUUUGACCUCUAUGAGAGGAGUGGGGUCGCAGCGGCGUUGGCUGAGGCGCUGUUUCACAGAGGUGAGGACCUGCUGGCGGGGGGUCAGGUGUACUGUCUGCGUCCGCUCCAGCUGCACUCGGUCUGGGAGCAGCUGCACCUGUCCACCCCCAGCGGACCGGAGCUCCACACACACCUGGCCCACAUCCUGGACUUCACCUGCAGGCUGCGCUACCUCAAGAUCCAGGGAACGCAGGGACCAAUAGGAACCAGCAACAUCCAGGAGAGUAGCUUGACCUUUGACCUGUCCAUCUUCAAAUCACUGCUGCAUGCAGAGGUGAGUGAGUGCUCCUCCCAGCAGAUCCAGGGUCUCCCCAGCCUCCGAAGGACCCUGGUCACCUGCAGCGUCCACCACACCACCCCCUCAAUGAUGGCCAUCCUGGCUCCGGAGGCCAGUGAGUUUCCCCAGUGGGAGGCGGAGUCAGCAGAAGGGGCGGGGCCUGGGUCACAUGUGACGGCCGUCAUUCCUCUGUGGAGCAAACUGACCACCCUGGACUUAAGCCACAACACCAUCACAGAGAUAGACGCCUCCGUGAAACUGGUUCCAGAAGUGGAGUUUCUGGACUUGAGUCACAACCAGCUGCAGUCAGUAGACCACCUCCAGUACCUGUACAACCUGAUCCACCUGGACCUGUCCUACAACUCCCUGGAGGUCCUCCAGUCGGCCCACACCCGCCUGGGGAACAUCCAGACCCUCAACCUGGCCGGCAACCGCCUGGAGACGCUUUCUGGCCUCAACAAGCUGUACUCCCUGGUCAACCUGGACCUCAGCCACAACCUGAUAGCACAGCUGCAGGAGGUGCGCAGUGUAGCGGGCCUACCGUGUCUGGAGAGGCUGUCGCUGACCCACAACCCCCUCUGCUGCUCCCCGGACUACCGCACCCGGACCCUGGCUCUGUUCUGGGACCGCGCCGCAGAGGUGUGCCUGGACGGCACGGCCCCCUCUCAGCAGGAGGUGGACACGGUGGAGGUGCUGAAGGCCAUCCAGAAGGCCAAGGAAACCAAAGACAAACUCCACAGCGGCGGAGACAAGAGGGUGGCGGGAGAGCCCAGCCUCUCUCCUUUAUCUGCUGCUCCUCCAGCCGUCUCCUCCUCCCCCUCCUCUCCCCCCUCUCUCCAGAAGGCCUACUGUUCUAGCCAAGAAGUGAGGAGCAGAGAAGAAGAAGUAGUUUGCCCACGCCUCGUCUGCCCCGAUGCCUCCUCCCUCCUCCCCUCACAGAUCCCGCCCUCCGCUGUCUGUCCGUCUCCCCUCGCGUCCAAUCCCACGGCUCCGUGCUGCAGUCCUGGAGGCGGAGCUACAGAUGCAGCCAGAAUUCCUCAACCUGAAGACUCCUCCAGGAGCUCCUCCUUCUCCCUCCCCUCCCCUCUCCUCUGCCUCUCCUCCCCCCUCCUCUCCCUCUCCUCCAACAAAGACUUCAUUACCCAGCUGUCCCUCUGCCUGGCCUUGGCCUUGAGCCAGCAGGAGGAGGAGCAGCAGGAGGUGGAGGAGGAGGUGGUGCAGGAGGUGCAGCAAGAGGAGGGGCAGCAAGAGGAGGUGCAGCAAGAGGAGGUGCAGGGGGAGCUGACAUCUGAGCACAGAGAUGAUGUGUUGCCUCCUGCUGGGUGCCCCAGGUCCAGCCCCUGCUCCAGGGACGGGUACUUUGAGAUGGGUCUGGGGGAGUCCUGCUCCCCCCUGAGCCCCGCGGAGACGCAGCCCAGAGCCAGAGACGUGAGGUGGUGCUUCUGGGUGGAGGUGGAGGAGGAGGAGAAGGGGAAGAAGGAGGAGGUGAACGAGGAGAAGGAGGAGGAGGAGGAGCGGAAGGAGAUGCAGCAGAAGGUGGGGUGCCUGGUGUUCACUGACCAGCACCUGGGUCUCUUCUCCUUGUCAGCUGACAGCCCCUGGGCCAAUCACAACGCAGACCAGGAGGCGCGCCCCGGUGUGGAGGAGCUGGUGUCCGGUCUGCAGAAGGAGUUCCUGCUGCCCUUCGAGGAGGUGGUGUUCUCCUCCCUGCUCCCGGAGCCAUGGGUCACCCUGGGGGUCCGGUCCGGACCGACCCAGCUCUGGUUCAUCUGCCCCGCCCCCCAGGACACGCCCCUCUCAGCCCUGAUCCAGGCCAAGCUUCCUGUCAGCUCUGAGGUGACGCCACACACUACCCAGAAUCCUCAGCUGCUGUGGUCGCUCCUCAGCCCCUGGGAGCAGCAGGAGGUGCGCGGAGGAGGGUACCUCGCCCACCUGCUCCUCCCUGCCUCUGGCUCCUCCCCCUGCCCCGCCCCCCUCCUGACAGACAUCCUGAACCAGGGGGAGGCUCCCUCCAGGACCCCCGCCCUCCUCUUCCUCACCCCCCGACACCUGUGUGUGGUGAAGGUGGACUUCAGCGCUCUGGCGUCCCUGACGAGGAGCAGCACCUCGUCCUCCUCGUCCUCCUCCUCCUCCUCGUCCUCCUCCUCCUCCUCCUCCUGGAGCAGGGUGACCCGGGUGCCUCUGGGCGCCGUUGUCCUCCUGCCUCGACACCGCCCGGACGGACCCCAACACAAACACAGGGCUGGCCAUGUGGUGGAGGUGGUGCUGGGCGGCUGGAGGCUGGGCAUGGUGUUCCCUCUAGCCCAAGACAGGCUCUCCUUCCUGGGGGAGCUGGGAGCCAGGACAGCCUCUCUGGAGGGUCUGAGGACCCUGGCUCUGGUCAGACCCCCCGCCCCGCAGCCAGACGCUGCCCAGACCGCUGUGGACCGUCCCAGCUCUGAGCUCCAGAGGCUGACGGAGGAGAACCAGCCCCCAGCCCACCUGCUCGCCGGCCUCUCCCCAGGACAGGCGCUCCUGGCUGGGCUACCUGGCCCGGCGCUGCAGACGCUCUUCAAGAGCUGCAUAGCUCAGUGGGAAGGUGAGGAGGUGAGACAGGUUUUAUGGCUGUCUGUUAUCUUCUACAUAUCUCCGGAGACUGAGGUGACUUCCUGUCUGCUGCUGUCCAACAAAGCCAUCUACUUCCUUUUGGAAGACUCCGCCUCCUCGCUUAGCCUUUCGUCUGAAUGGGACAUAGCGGACCAGAGUGACCCGGAGCUGUGUCUGUGUGUCUGUCUGUCCAUCAGCCUGUCCGACCUGCUGUCCGUCAACGUGGGCCUGUUCGACCAGUACUUCCGCCUCAUAGGAGGCAGUGCGUGCCAGGUGGUGUGUUGUGUGAGCAGGGACAGCUACGGGACGUCCCACUUCCUGAAGGAGCUGAUGUCAGCCCUCAGCCUGGACCGGACCCGGCCAGACCCGGAGCCGGUGGAGCAGGACUUCUACACCCAGUUCACCAGCACCACCUCAGGUAAAAUGCAGAACUACGAGCUGGUCCACAGCAGCAGGGUGAGGUUCAUCUACCCCAACGAGGACGAGAUGGGCGACCUGACCUUCAUAGUAGCCGACCGGAAGAGCCCCGCCUCCUCCUUCAACAUACUGCUCUACCUCUUGGUGUUCCAGGUCCAGGUUUCAGAUCUUCCAGAAAGAACAGGCCACGCCUAUCAAGACCAUGGCUCCACCCCCGCGCCGUGGCUCCACCCCCGGACCCUGGUUCUGACCGCCUCCCACAUCUUCCUAUUGGACGAGGACUAUGUCAGUUAUCCCCUGCCUGACUUCGCCAAGGAACCGCCCUGCAGGGAGCGCUACCAGGUGCGCGAGGCCCGCAGGAUACGGGACGUGGAGCGGGUGUUGCUGGGGUACCAGACGUACCCCCAGGCCCUGACCCUGGUCCUGGACGAGCUGCCCGGACCCGACCUGCUUCCCCCGCUCCACGUGGACCACUUCAGCCGGGGGGAGGGGCCUAGCCCCGGGGGCGGGGCCGGGGGCGGGGCCCAGGAGGUCACAUGGUGUAUCUUCGUGCCGGCGGCCGACAGCCGGGAGCGUCUGGUGGCACUGCUGGCCCGCCAGUGGGAGGCGCUGUGCAGCCGCGAGCUGCCGCUGGAGCUCACCGGCUGAUUGGCUCCCCAGGAUUAUACUAGUUCCUGAUUGGCUCCCCAGGAUUAUACUGGCUGAUGAUUGGCUCACAGGAUUUUACUGGCUGCCCAUUGGUUCCCCAGGAUUCUACUGACUGCGCAUUGGUUCCCCAGGAUUCUAUUGGCUGUUCAUUGGUUCCCCAGGAUUCUACUGGCUGUUCAUUGGUUCCCCAGGAUUCUACUGGCUGUUCAUUUGUUCCCCAUGAUUCUACUGGCUGUUCAUUGGUUCCCCAGGAUUCAACUGGCUGUUCAUUGGUUCACCAGGAUUCUACUGGCUGUACAUUUGUUCACCAGGAUUUGACUGGCUGCUCACUGGCUGUGGGGCUGUGUCUCAACAUUGAUUGGCUGUGUCGAGCUGUGGCCGUGACCUUAAACAAUGCAUCGACGAUGAAAGCGACCCUGAUUGACAGCUGCACGAGCCAACAGAAUCUGCAGAAGACAGAAAGACGGACUGUGUUUUUAACUUGGACUUAUUCUGAAACGUAAACAGUGCGUGUGUCUGUGUGUGCAACUUUCAUAAAAUAAUGGUCUUAAGGAAUAUUUCUGUGGAUACAAAAUAAUUUGUUAUUAUUAAUAUUAUUGUUUGCAAUGUGGAUUUCCAGCCCAACGAUGAUUUUUUAACUUAUUUUAUAAUAAAUUAUCAGUUAACUGGU
Messenger RNA from Gadus morhua (Atlantic cod), 5275 nucleotides. It is a transcript of the gene nisch, whose product is annotated as nischarin. Gene Ontology annotation, cellular component: cytoplasm. The transcript has 29 exons. The record is from RefSeq and is a predicted model, not a curated record. Gene Ontology annotation, molecular function: protein binding; phosphatidylinositol binding. Bases 301 to 4605 code for a protein of 1434 amino acids. NCBI's taxonomy places the organism in Eukaryota, Metazoa, Chordata, Actinopteri, Gadiformes, Gadidae.